Lobosporangium transversale is the source of this 2262-nucleotide messenger RNA. Its product is annotated as Rap1-interacting factor 1 N terminal-domain-containing protein. Gene Ontology annotation, cellular component: nucleus. Gene Ontology annotation, biological process: telomere maintenance. The transcript has 7 exons. Lineage: Eukaryota; Fungi; Mortierellomycota; Mortierellomycetes; Mortierellales; Mortierellaceae. The record is from RefSeq and is a predicted model, not a curated record. Bases 1 to 2262 code for a protein of 753 amino acids.
AUGGAUUCCAUUACAAACAAAAAGAGAAAAGCAGAAAUCACGAUACUAGACGCAACGUCUACUACCAAAACCUCUCCAUCUUCACCUUCCCCCAAGAGCCGUCGGGUGACGUCGACUGGCGAUAUUAACGAUAACGAUAGUACUAACGACAGCAACAACAACAGACCUGUAGAGGAGUCAGAAGUGUCCGCAUCAUCACAGCCAUCGAAUAUUGCGUCAUCAUCUAAAAGCUCGAAGCGGACGUCUAGAGAAGACCGACGCCAGUCAACGGACGAGCCGGAAGGCAUUUCAGCCACAGCACCCACCGCAGCACCUCAAGAAUCACCAAACAACAAUGUUCAAGAAAGCCAUAGUGCACCACCAAGUGGUGUAUCCCAUAAGCCUUUGGUGGCAACUGAUGUUCCUGUUUCUUUACCCACUCAGAUUGCUGUCGUAAAAGUUUCUUCAAGCAAACGCGCCGCAUUCCCCCCUUACAAACAGAAGUCUCUAUUGUCGAUCCCCAACGCGGCGUCUGCUCCCAAAUUGAAAGGGAUUCUUAAGUCACCAUCUUCGACGCGCGGUUUGAACCGAGACCAUGAGCUUGACAGCACUAAAAUGAGAAACCCUUUUGUUGUAACUACAGGGAGCGAUUAUUCGGAGAGAGAACCCUUUGUAAAGGAAGCUCUUAAGUCACUGCAGUCUGAGGAUGCUCAAAUACGCUCGUCAGCCUACCUUAACUUGCAGGCCAAGUUCAGAGAGGGUGAUGAAAACCCUUUCUAUCUGAAGGAAGUGGAAGAGUCAUUGGGAUGGUUUGCGAGGUAUCUCAUUAGGGAUUUAGAUCUUUGUAGCCCUCCGAAUUUGAUUCAGGCGACACUAAAGUGUACAGGCUACUUUCUUUUCAACCAGACAAUUGUCGCGUUGUUUACUUCAAAAGAAAUCGAGGCUCUACUUGUACGAAUCUUAAAUUUGGUCAAUGCAGCGGAUGAGAAACCAACUUGUAAUUUGGCAAUAUGGGCUCUCUACUCUACCAGAAUCCCUCAAAGACUCUUGUUUCCGUUCCUCCCGCAUAUGAUCGAGGCCUUCUUGGAUAAUCUGGAGUCCCGAUUCAAGUCGCCAAGUAUUACGAGUGGAUCCCUAGGAGGCAUGUUUACCGUAUUUACACAAUUUCCUAAUGAAAUCGUGGUAACAGUCCAAUCAUGGCUCAUGCCUGUACUUACGACACUAAUAUCACCCAUUCCUGGUAUCCGGUCAAGAGCGUUGGAGCUGUUGAAAAUGACGAUCCCUAAGUUGACUGAAAAGGAGGAUCCAAGGCGAAUACAGGCCGUCAACGAAUUCAUGGAUGAUUAUAGCACUGAGUUCCUUGAGGUUUUGACAGCAAACUUUCUGGAUGCUAAUGAUGAGGUUUACGCCAUCACUGUCUGGGGCACUCUAGUCACAUUAAUGGGAAAGAGACUACAAGAAAGUCCAUUGCUCAACCCCAUGCUAAAGAUAGUGGAGAAAUGUUUUAAUUCGACAUCAUCCGUGAGGACAGAAAUCAACAUGGCCGCGUUUCAAGCAUGGACGCGACUCAUAUAUAAUUUUGCUAUUGGCGGAUAUAUCGCAAACGAAAAGCCUCUUAAACUAAUGCUUACCCCAUUCGCAAACUGCCUUUUUAACGAAAGGCAGAAGCGCAUUCGACUAGCAUGUUUCAACACCUGGAUAUCCCUUAUUUAUGCCCUCGGUUCCAGGCUAUCAAAGUACGCAGAUCAGGUCCUAUUUCCGCAGCUGAAGCUUGCGAUUGUGGACGAGUCUGAGCAUGUCCGUGACCUCGCGCUCAGACUCAUUGCGGCACUGGUCUCUAACUCUGGCGGCCAAGAAAAAUUGUCACGGCGCAACCCGGAAGCACUCAUUCCUGGCGAAUGGCCGAACUGUGACCCUGAGAAGCUUGCACUAUUGAAACACGAUACAGAAUCGACAGGAUACAUCAUUCGAGCGGACAUGAUAUACUAUUUCUUUACUUGUGUUAUUGAGAUUUUUUCUCCCAGAACGCUUAUGUUUGCUCAAUACCAAGUUCGAGACAAAAUUCAUGACAAUAUUUAUAAUGCCGUCUAUCCUGUUUCUGAACCAACAUCACAGACAAGUGGUGUGGUCUCGCUUCCUAAAAACGAGAGCCUAAGAAGUGGUGUCAUCUUAUCGCCGUUCGAAUUCAUUCUCAAGACCUGGCUGGCAACAGGUGAAUCAGUCAUCGGGACUGCAUUAGAGGCUCCAUUCUGGAAAGCCAUAUCAGCCUCUGUGGAGUUUUAA